AUGCGGUCUGGAGGUUCUACCAAAUCAGAUCCAGCAGUGGUGCAGGUUCUACCAAAUCAGAUCCAGCAGUGGUGCAGGUUCUACCAAAUCAGAUCCAGCAGUGGUGCAGGUUCUAACAAAUCAGAUCCAGCAGUGGUGCAGACCUUUCCCCCCUCAGAGGAUUCGGAGUGUGAAGAGAUAGCUGAUAAGGAAGUCAGGAUGAGAGCUUCAGAGAACCUGCAGUCCUUCCUAGAGGACAGAGAGAAGUCUGACAUCCUUCUGGAGCUGCAUUUAGAGGCUCUGAAAGCUUCACACCAACAACAACUUGAGCAGAUCAAGCUGCAGCACCAGGCUGGUCUAGAGAGCCGAACUCUGCAGAACUCACUGCUCUCCAUAAACUCUGACGCUCCACUGAAGGCCAACAGACCACAGGGAACUCUCUCUCGUGAUGAAGGCAACUCCAAAAGCAGGGGAAGUAUUUACCUGCCACAGAGAUCCUCCUCUACACCUGACCUGAGCUCCAAGAUGAGCCAGCACAGGCCACUUCACUCUUCAGGAACGUUGAGACCUACCAUGAUCCAUUCACAAGAACCCUGGAGGAAGACACACAUCUGUGCCAAAGAGCCAAAACAAGUAACAACUGACAAAGAAGCGCACGAUUGGGCUGAGUGUCAGAAACAGUUUCGAGUAUCACCUGUACCGGAGCACAUCUUCAAGCUCCUUUAUGAUGAUAUAGUACAGGAGCAGGAACGUGUGAGGCAGGAGGGACGGCAGCAGAGGAAAGAGUUUCUUUUAUCCAUUCAGAAACCCUUUAGGUUUCAUCAAAGAGAGGAGAAGAGAAGGGACCGGUUGAAGCCAGAGACCAGUGCUGAUAAACUGAGUGAAAACAAAAAGGAUGAUGGAAGGAGGAGAUGCGUACUUAAAGCUGUCAUAGACCCAGCAAUUUCUGAACAGCUGAAAGAAAAGGAGCAACAGAGGAAGGUCCGCAUCCAGGCCAGGGCUCAGGAGACUCUCAGGGUGUCCUCUGCUCCCAUCCAGAGCCUGAGUGCCAGAGCCGAGCACCGGGCUCGUAGCUCGCAAAGAACCAAGACCAAAGUGCUGGGGUUCUUAGAUCAGAGUCCAUCCUUCCGACCAAAGACAAAUGCUAAAGUCCCGGACUUUGAUAAGUUGCACCAGGCCUUCCAGAAAGAGGCGAUGGAGAGAACAGAAAGAAGAGAGGUCACACUCUGCCAGCCAUUCCAGCUACGAACAUCAACUCUUCAACCACAUCACAGCAGAAGCAGCACAGAAAAAUCACCAAAAUAUACUGAUAUGAAUGUUUUGAAGAGGAGCAAUUCAUUUAGUGGCUUGACAUCAUUAUCCAGAGAUACUCUUCCAACUUACAUGACCGACGCUGCCAGGAAAAGGUCUAUGGCCAUAAGAAAGUCUCUGGAUCUCAGAGACAGUCAGGAGCAGCAAAAUGCUGAGUGGAUGAGACAACACAGAAUGAACUCUCAAGCCAUGAGCAGAGGAGUUGUAGCACGGGCCAAGGCCAUGGACCCCCACAAAAGUCUGAAAGAAGUUUUUCAGGAGAAACUCAAGCAGCACAGGCAAGCUGAUCAAGAAAGGGUGAAAGAUUAUAAAAAAGAGCUGCGAGAGAUGAAAGCUCGGGUCUCAGCACGUCCUUACCUCUUUGAACAGGUGUCACAGAGAAAUGCUAAGAGUGAUGCCGUGCGCAGAUACAGAAGUACUCUGGAGCAAGAAGGCCUGGAUGAAAAUUUUGUAAGAUCCACAGGAGAAAAUGAUGAAAGCCAGUCAUCAGAAAAUACGGACGCUGAUGGCAACAGUAAUGCUGGUGAUCACAACUUUGAAACUAAUACUCAGCACAGAACACCCUGAAUUCCCAAAGCCCGAGAGGGAGCCACAGAGAAAGCAAGGUCACUCUAGAGCAGAAAAAUCAAAGGUAUGUCACCUGAACACACUCGCACGUGCACGACUAGGAUGCUAGGACAAUUUAAUUCAGAUAUUAUUC
Molecule: messenger RNA, 1990 nt
Organism: Neoarius graeffei (lesser salmon catfish)
Lineage: Eukaryota; Metazoa; Chordata; Actinopteri; Siluriformes; Ariidae
Gene: fam161b
Product: FAM161 centrosomal protein B
Exons: 10
Coding region: 1-1857 (618 amino acids)
Biological process (GO): cilium organization
Cellular component (GO): cilium
Source: RefSeq, a predicted model, not a curated record